Messenger RNA from Cadophora gregata, 2755 nucleotides. RefSeq lists its product as uncharacterized. The coding region runs from base 33 to 1973 and encodes 646 amino acids. Gene Ontology annotation, biological process: transmembrane transport. The transcript is spliced from 17 exons. Gene Ontology annotation, molecular function: oligopeptide transmembrane transporter activity. NCBI's taxonomy places the organism in Eukaryota, Fungi, Ascomycota, Leotiomycetes, Helotiales, Ploettnerulaceae. The record is from RefSeq and is a predicted model, not a curated record.
CAAUUGGCUGCCUUUGGGCUCGCGUUGUUCCUAUGAAAGUCUUCCAUACUUUCGGAAUAAAGUGGACUUUCAACACCGGGCCUUUCACGAUCAAGGAGCAUGUUGUGAUUACAUUGAUGUCCAACGUAUCAAUUGGAUACGCAUAUGCGACAGAUGCGCUCCUCGCUCUCGCCGCAAAGCCAUUAUACAACAUCGACAUGGGCUGGGGGUUUCAACUCCUCUUCACCUUGAGCAGUCAAUUGAUUGGAAUUUCUCUCGCUGGUCUCUUUCGCCGCUUUCUGGUCUGGCCGUCAGCAAUGAUGUGGCCUGGCCAAUUCUCAAAUACUUCACUCUUCUACGCUCUGCAUGACAAAAGCAAGCCCGACCAGACUCACACCAAUGGAUGGAAAAUCUCGACCUAUAGAUUCUUCUUGUAUGUUACGAUAGGAUCAUUUGUUUGGUACUGGGUGCCUGGUGUGUUGUGGCAGGGGUUAUCUGUCUUCGCUUUCAUCACUUGGAUCAAACCGAAUAGUGUGGUACUUAACCAGCUGUUUGGUGGCUUCACAGGGCUUUCACUGAUUCCAAUCACAUUCGAUUGGACCUACGUAUCAGCUUACCUCCUCGAUCCUCUUCUCGCUCCCGUUCACGCUCUCUUCAACACCCUAAUCGGCCUCAUAAUCUUCGUCAUAAUCUCCGCAAUCGGCAUUUCCUACACGAACGCCUUCUACUCCGACUACCUUCCCAUGUCCACAUCCUCCACCUAUGACAACACCCAGUCUGCCUACAACGUAUCGCGCAUUCUAACUCAAGACUAUAAGUUCAAUCUCACAGCCUACAAAGCAUACAGUCCUAUGUUCCUAGCACCGACAUUUGCGCUGAAUUAUGGUUUGAGCUUCGCAGCUUUGCUGGCAGCGAUCGUGCAUACGGCGAUGUUCCAUGGGAAGGAGAUUUGGUAUAGAUUCAAGGCCGCGAGAAACCAAGAGCCAGAUAUUCAUAUGACUCUAAUGAAGAAGUAUAAUGAGGCUCCGGAUUGGUGGUAUGGUGCGCUGUUUGCGAUUUCGAUGGGGUUGGGAUUGGCGACUGUGUUGUGCUUUGAUUCACAGCUACCUUGGUGGGCAUUCUUCGUAUCAAACAUAUUGGCGCUGGCUUUCAUCAUACCGACUUGUAUGCUUCUGGCCACGACGAACAUCAUGCUAUCACUCAACGUUCUGUCACCAUUUCUAGCUGGCUUCAUGAUUCCAGGGGAACCUAUCGGUGUUAUGCUAUUCAAAGUGUACAGCACCAUUACUCUUGGUCAAGCUCAGACCUACUGCGGCGAUCUCAAACUUGCUCAUUAUAUGAAAAUCCCACCAAAAACGGUCUUCUGGUGCCAGAUUGUCGCCUCAAUAUGGGCUUGCUUUGUACAAAUAGCUGUCAUGAACUGGACAUUGGGCGCGAUUGACGGCGUUUGCACACCAACGCAAGCGGCGCACUUCACCUGUCCAAACGGAAAGACAUUCUUUUCUUCUAGCAUUGUUUGGGGUGUCAUCGGCCCACAGCGCAUGUUCGGACCUGGAAGUAUUUACCGUGCCAUCCAGUGGUACUGGUUGCUCGGUGCUCUGUUACCAGUUCUCUUCUACGUUAUCGUAAGAAGCUUCCCACGUACGCCUUUGAGGAUGCUCAAUGCACCUGUCAUGCUGGGGGCCAUGGCGUGGCUUCCGCCAGCAACGCCCCUUUCCUUUUCAACUUGGGUCUUCUUCGGCCUGUUAUUCAACUACAGCAUCCGAUCUCGUUAUCCAGGGUGGUGGCACACGUAUAACUACAUCACGGCUGCCGGUUUGGACUCCGGUCUUGUGAUCGCAACUAUUAUUAUUUUCUUCGCCAUCACGUUACCUGGUGUGGAUAUUCCGCAGUGGUGGGGUAAUGUAGAUAUCUACAACACCGUUGAUGCAUCGUACACCGCAGUACGCAAGACGGUUCCGGAAGGUGGUACUUUUGGACCUGCUAGUUGGUAAUUCAGAUUGACAUCGGAGGCAUUGCAGCAGUUGUGAUGACCCUAUUUUCAGAGAUUGCUGAAGAGAAGGUAUGAGAAUUAAGAAUAGGAGCGAACUAUUUUCAUUCAUUACUAGAACAUCCAUUAAAGGGCAUUUCUUACUAGGGGCUACAUCAAUGGAUGAAGGGCACUGUACAUUAAGAGGCAGGAGGAGAUGGGAGGCAGGCACCCUUGGUUUAUGCAGCGAGACAUUUUUUAGAUGCAAACCACACUGCUUCAUGGCAAUUUUGUCCGAAGAUCAACGCCUUGAAUUAUAUGAAUCUGUUUUGACGUGGAAUCCAUAUCAACCAGUAUCACGGGCACCCCUCCACAUCAUGCACAGUGCCAUCUAUCGAAUUUUGUAAGAUCUCAACAGAGUCUACAGAGCAAUUCAAGAUGAGAAAAUAUUACACUCUUCCACUCACACAGUGAACUUGGUCUUAUUCUCCUCCGCUGCAUCCAAAGCCGCCUUCUUCACAAAGUCCUCACCCGCCUCAUCAAAAAUGUCAAAUCCCCAUCUUGCAGGGAAAUUGAACCUCUUGUGUCUCUCCAGAGCAGCCAAUUCCUGCAUCUGUUCUUCCGGAAUGACAAAAUCCUGAAAAUUGCUCUCAAUCCUCGACGGCGUGACGCUCUUUGGUAGAACCACAUGACCUCUCUGAACUCCCCAGCUCACAAGCACCUGACCGGGAUCCUUCCCCAAUUUCUUCGCAACUUCGUGCACUUUUGAAUCAUCAACAGUCCGUGGCUCGCCUGUUUGAUUAUUUC